Messenger RNA from Myxocyprinus asiaticus (Chinese sucker), 3969 nucleotides. RefSeq lists its product as uncharacterized. The record is from RefSeq and is a predicted model, not a curated record. NCBI's taxonomy places the organism in Eukaryota, Metazoa, Chordata, Actinopteri, Cypriniformes, Catostomidae. The transcript is spliced from 8 exons. Bases 1039 to 2394 code for a protein of 451 amino acids.
GUAAUAGUGGGAGUUAAAUGUUUAUUCUAUGCAUAUGUUUUGCUUUCCUUUAUUUACUGUAUGAAUCAAUAAAAAAUGUUAAUCACACACACAAAAAAACAAGUUUUUGACAUUGCACCAAUGACAUGAAAUUAGGGGACAAACAUUAUUUGUAAAUUAUUAUUUUGCUUUUUUUUUUUUUUUUUUUUUUCCACACUUGUUAGGCCUUGCACUAAUGCCUGACUUGAGAAAACAAAAUGAGUAAAAAAUAAACAUCUGUAAAGGUGGUGUACCAGCUGAAGGGGACAGGUUUUGUUUUUAUGGCUGAAGUUAAGGACAUAUGUCACAAUAUUUUGAUGAUAAAUUGUGCUGCUUUAGCUCAGAUCACACACACACACACAAAAGAAAUUAUCCUGUCCUUUACCUGUAAGGCAGGCCUCCUUUAUGCAUUUGUUGAUCAUUGGGCAUUACAAUUUCAAUUUCUCCCAUUCAUUUUAAUAAAAGUGGCCCGUCUCUGCUAAAUAGUCUCUGCCAUCACACUGGCAGCAUACUACAACCGUUAGAAUGCCAAAAAAAAAAAAAUGUUUGUUAGAACGUGCUAGCUAGUCAAUUGAAUGAACCAACGUUUUAGCUUAAUAGGUGGACUUUUCAGAUGGUCCCUUACGCAUCGUAGGUGAAUUUCGAAUUUAAAACUAACUAUACCCCGCUUAUUUGUACACAUUCAGAAAUUUGGGAAUGGGGAUUAUGAUUUGUGCACAUAUAUUAUACUUGUGUUAGUGCUACACCCUUUUCAAUAGACCCGCUUUCUCUCGUUUGUUCUCACGAGUUUACGAUAGUCACAUGCCGAACUGAACAUACGUCAUGCAGCGCCCGGCCCGCUCAAUGUUAAUACCCUUGUAAAUAUCUCUGCCCGACAGCUUUCAUUCACAACCACAUAGCGAUCGCAUUCCCACGGCAAUAUAUGCUAACUCAAUGCCUCCUACAAGAGAAGAGGACACGGAUGAGCUGCAAAAUGUAUUAAAGGAAGGAAAAGAGGAAAACGUUUAGGAUUAGUCGAGUAUGAGCACUAUUGUAAAGAUGGAGUUUAGUGAUCCAGAUCCCUGCAGGAUAAACAGUGGAGAUACUGAGGAACCAAAAGACCAAACGGAAGUGAAAGAGGAAAGUCAAGAACUGAGUGAAGUGGAUGAGAAACAGCAGCAGCAAUCUCGUUUUAUUAAUGGAGAAAAAUCUUCAAGUUGCUCUGAGACUGAAAACAAUUUAACAAAAAUAAAAAAUGAAGAUACUGAGGAACAAAGAGAAAACAUGUACCACAUAGUAAGCUUUGCAGAUAAUGAGGAAGUGGAAGUUGUUCCUGCAAUUUGGGUGAAGGAUGAUGUGUGUUUUUGGCCUCCAUACAAGAAUAACAGAAUUCAGAAAGCAAUCAAGAGUUUGGAGCAACCUCAAGAGAAUUGGACUCCAUACAUAAUCACAGUGAUUUAUACUGCAGAUAAUUACUAUGAAGUGCUAAAGAAAAUUCCUCUUAUGGAACAGCAGAUCGAUGUCUUGUCCAAAGCUGAAAAUGACUCCUUAAGGCCACCAAAAAGGAAAAUCAAACGAAAUACGGACCUGCUUACAUCUGCAGAUGCAGUACAGAAUCCAGCAACUUCAACAGCAUCCUUGAGUCCUGAAUGGUGGAGCAAAAUCUCUGGGUCACCUCAAAGGCAAGAUGUUAAUAUAUCAGAGCAGCCACAGCAACAGACUGCCCAACAAUUGUGGCAAGAGCAAAGUUGUGUCAGACCUUCCCUGGACCAGCUUAACCAAGUGUCAUGGCAACAGCCAUUGUUGGACCAGGAAGAUCCAGAAUCAUCCAUGCACCAGAGACAUGGAAACAACUUGUGCUGUCAUCCAUUCUUAGGAUCAAUUCUACAAGACCUGUUAAACAAUCAGGAAAUUAUGAAAGAGCAACAAAGGAGCCUAAUGAGGAUGGUUCAAGAUCUUCAGACAAAUAACACACAGGAGAUCAUUACUGUUAAUGAUCUGGAUCAAAGGCGCCUUCCAGUUGAGGAUCUUGCUUCAUUAAUGGCUCUAGAAAAUGACAUCAGAUCCUGUCCAGACACCAGAAGAAAAGUGGUACUUACACUAGGGUUGUUGGGUGGAGUUGAUGUGAAGGACACCGUCUGGAGAGUCAUGAAGCAGACAAUGAAAAAUGACCUUGCAAAAAUGGUCAACUGGAGAGGGGUGAAUGGAAAGACAUCUUUCCAAAGCCUGGAGCUUAAGAAUGUUGUGAUUGAGGCUGUAAGAAGGAAUCCACUGUGUGCGCAGUCAACAGCGUUUGAGGUGGAAAAGGUUAUAAGACGAUGGUUUCAUCUGGCUGGUGAUCGAGAAGGUGGAAGAAAGAGAAGAACACCUUUACAGCAUGUUAAUCCAGAGAACUGAUUUUUAGAUUGAUCUUUUUAUAAGCGGACAGAAUACAAACAUGCAACGUUGAGUAAUGUAGGAGGAAACUUGGCACAUUCGAGAAAGCCUGAAAUAAUUCUUGUUGAUCAACAAAAAUAAUGGGAAAAUUGUUUACCUACUUGUUAGAUUGUUUUGUUUUUGACAUUUAACUAUUUUAAAUUGUACUGCUUGGUGGUGAUGUCUUUUCUGCAGCACAUUCAGAUAUUCAUUGCAAAUGUUCACAGGGUUCGGACAAGGUGCUUAAACUGCUUGAAGUACUUGAGUUUGGCUUUUUCAAAUUUAAGUCCUGGAAAACCCUUGAAAAUAUAAAUUUUUAUCAAGAGGUGCUUAAAAAGUGCUUGAAUUAUAGAAAAUAAUGAACUACAUUGCAUAAAUCAUUUAAUAAAUGAAAUAUAUUUAUUUUCUGAAAAACACGACAACAGACCACUAGCACAGCGCUGAAGUAGGUAGCGGCGCUGUCACGCGGCGCUUGUUACUUUUGGCAGUGCUGUUCAGAAUGGGCCAAUUACAAUCAAUUUUUGCUGGAGGAUUUAAAAAAAAAAAAGAAAUUGUAUAGAUACUGCUGUGCCGGUUUUAACAAGUAUGAAUCCUUGAAACUAUCAGUUUUAAUAAAAAAUUACUCUCCAGAGUAAAAAAAUUAGUUGAGAUGUAAAACGUUCUGAGAUUUGAAUGCAGAUCAAUGGAGGAUUCAGUUUUGUUAGCUAUCUAGCGCACCCCUUGUGUAAAGAAAGCUUUGUGACUCACAAAAUAGGUUAUUUCUGACAACAUUUGGGUCGAUAUCAAAAUAUGGUGACAAACAUGUCCCUUGACAUGUUUUAGUCAUGAAAAAGCUUUCAAAUAGCAGAAAAAAUAAAAGGUAUUAAUAUAACCUAACCAUGAAAUGAAAUGGCUUGACUCUGUUUUGCAAAUUGUUUUGAAAAUAUAUAGGAAAUUGUCAGUUGCCUGAAAAAAUCCUUGUCCCCUUCAUCUGGUACACCACUUCUAUGACAUGUAAAGUUAUUUAUGUAUUUAUUUUGUACUUAUUUUUAAUAAAAGCAUUAGAGCAAAGCCAAAUAAGUCUACAAAAAAGCAAAAAAAAUUAUUAAUAAUGUAAAAAAAAAAAUUGUCCCUUGAUAUCAUGGCAUUGGUGUUAUCAAUAUUAAAAACCUUUUUUUUUUUUUAAUGUUUUUAAUUUUUUUGUUUUAUGCAAAAAGUUGUGGAAAAUAAUUUUUAAGGUCAAAGUUCAGAGGCUGCGUAAAUAUGCAUAUAGUGAUUUUUCCCACCAUGUUAAAAAGUUAUUAAUUCACAUUUUAACUAAUAUUUUCACAAAAAAAUUUGGUGUUGUACACCAUUGAACAUUAGUGUUAACUUUGUGUUAACUUGCUUCGUUCGUGAAACAAAAUUAAAUAAUAAAAGAACAACAGCCAAGUUGUCCUUUAUGAAUAAAAAUUUAUGUCAAAAUGUUACAAAAUGUAUACCCUCAGCAUUAAUAGGCAAAAACUGAACUGAACGGAAAAUUUCAAUAUUUUGUAAGUUGGAAAGUCACUUUUUUUUUUUUUUUUUUUUUUUUGAGAA